Molecule: messenger RNA, 1047 nt
Organism: Neurospora tetraspora
Lineage: Eukaryota; Fungi; Ascomycota; Sordariomycetes; Sordariales; Sordariaceae
Exons: 3
Source: RefSeq, a predicted model, not a curated record
AUAGCCGAUAUCAACGCCCCGAGCCCACGUUGCGGUUAUCCCCAAAGGAAACGGGCACGCAUCGACAGCUACCUUGAGGAGUCAUCCUCAGCUGAAGAAGAUUCAACCGAGACCGCCGAGGUGGUCCCGGAGGCUGCUGCCACGACCAAGAAGAAAGUUCCCGAGCAAGGCAGCGAGAGGCAUAUGCCUUGCGGCCCAUGUGUCACCAGGGCUUUCACUACACCCGGCCAGACAUGCUACAACCAAGGUGGACUUGGCGUUGCGUGCUGGCAAUGCGCAAAGGGUAAUAAGACAUGCGUUCCUGUUCCCUUGCAUAUCCAAUCUAAACUUAAAGCUUGGUGGGACAAGAACCGUACCGAGAAGGAGGACGCUAGCCGUACCAACGAGUUUAUGGAAGAACUUCACAACAUCAUCAGGGAGAUUAGAGCCCACAAAAAAGGGAAUGCUCAACCCCCUCUCCCCGCCGCCCCUGGCUCAUCCUCUGCGGGCCAGCUGCUGUUCAGCACCCUCCCCCGCAAUAGCCCGAACACCGAGACCGCCGAGGAGAAGGAGCAUAGCAUUCGUAAAGUCGAGGCUUUAGAGGCCAUCGCCAACUCGGCCACCAAGUCUGCUGAGGCCUUGGACCUCCUCGUCAAAAACACCGACCAAAUGAAGGAUAGUUUGAAAUAUUCAGGCUCAGCUGAUAGCGAAGAGGAAAAAGACUCUUCCCCUUCUCCCUCUCCAUCCGCCGAUGAGGAAUCGCCUUCGACCGUCAAAGGCCACUACCUUUCUCUCCUCUCCGAGCGCCACGAUCUAACCGAUAAACCCCUGAUCUCCAUUAGCGAUCGAGACGCCCUCCUCGCUCUCGCCGCCGCCCGCGACGACACGAUCGGCGGUCUGCUCCAACGAAAGUACAUCGUAGCAAAGGCCCGCCACGGCAUGGAGCGUAGCAGACACAUCCUCAACAUACGCGCUGAACAAAGGAAUAAGGAGCUAGACAUUGCCUUGCAACAACAAGAGUCAGCAUUGGCUAGGAUGCGAGCUAGGUAUGGCCAGAGGGGUUUUUGA